GGUUCGCCCCCGACAGCUCUUGCGCCGGACGGCAGGCGAUGGCUGUCGUUCCCGGGGCGUCCACGGCCUGAGCCUUUGCGCUGAGUCCCCGUCCUGGCCUCGGUCUCCUUAAGGGUGGGUUCACUGCCCGCUCCUCUGCCUCCCAGACCGGGGGCAGCCGGGAAGGACGGACCAGCAGCGGAGGCGCGGUCAGGUGCCCUGUGUGCUGCUCGCCAGAGACAGCACCCAGGGUGAGGCCCCGAAACGGCCUCCACAGCAACCACAGGGGCGCUUGCAGGAGCUUGUUGAGGGAAGAUGAGGCCGUCGUUCCCUCCUUGUCCUUCCCACCUGACAGAUGCCUGUGACCGUGGGCCCGUAUGGGCAGUCGCAGCCCAGCUGCUUUGACAGAAUAAAGAUGGGUUUCAUGAUGGGCUUUGCAGUGGGCAUGGCUGCAGGAGCGCUGUUCGGCACAUUUUCCUGCCUCAGGAUUGGCAUGAGAGGACGAGAGCUGAUGGGUGGAGUUGGCAAAACGAUGAUGCAAAGCGGUGGGACAUUUGGGACAUUCAUGGCCAUUGGUAUGGGAAUACGCUGCUGAUCUGGAGCUUGGGAUUUAUCCCAGUGCCCCCAUCCAGCCAUUCCUCUGCUGUACAAUAAUAAAGUCUUUAGAUACUUGGAA
Messenger RNA from Catharus ustulatus (Swainson's thrush), 655 nucleotides. RefSeq names its product reactive oxygen species modulator 1 (gene ROMO1). The transcript has 3 exons. Gene Ontology annotation, biological process: protein import into mitochondrial matrix; protein insertion into mitochondrial inner membrane. The record is from RefSeq and is a predicted model, not a curated record. NCBI's taxonomy places the organism in Eukaryota, Metazoa, Chordata, Aves, Passeriformes, Turdidae. Gene Ontology annotation, cellular component: TIM23 mitochondrial import inner membrane translocase complex. The coding region runs from base 335 to 574 and encodes 79 amino acids.